Molecule: messenger RNA, 1413 nt
Organism: Aspergillus nidulans FGSC A4
Lineage: Eukaryota; Fungi; Ascomycota; Eurotiomycetes; Eurotiales; Aspergillaceae
Product: putative aminotransferase family protein (LolT)
Exons: 3
Coding region: 1-1413 (470 amino acids)
Biological process (GO): ergothioneine biosynthetic process
Source: RefSeq, a predicted model, not a curated record
AUGGCCUCUCCAACUCCGUUUGGCGCCCCCAUGAAAGCGCACUUCCUCCUCGAUCCUAAUUACAACAAUCUCAACCACGGCUCUUUCGGCACCUACCCUUCCCAGGUCCUUGAAAAGCAACAGUCCAUCCAGAAAUCUCUCGAAUCUAGGCCCGACAUCUUCAUCCGUUACAUUCAGCCCGGCCUUAUCGACACUUCUCGGGCCGCCCUCGCGCCCCUCCUUAACGUCCCCGUCUCAGACCUCGUUUUGGUCAAAAAUGCCACGACAGGUGUCAACACUGUCCUGCACAAUCUCGCACUGACCCGUACUCUGACUGCAGAUGACGUUAUCUUCUACUUUGACACCGUCUACGGCGCCGUCGAGCGCGCCCUCUUUGCCCUAAAGGAAUCCUGGGGCGUCAAGCUGAGGAAGGUUAAGUAUGUUUUCCCCCUUGAAGAGGGGGGAAUGGUCAAGAGGUUUAGGGAGGCACUGAAGAGCGUGAGAAAAGAGGGCUUGACGCCGAAGCUCGCGGUCUUUGAGACGGUUGUGUCAAACCCAGGCAUCAGGUUUCCCUUUGAAGAAAUUACGAGGGCUUGUAAGGAAGAGGGUGUGCUGAGUCUUAUUGAUGGAGCACAUGCGGUUGGUAUGAUCAAGCUGGAUCUGGCCGCGUUAGGGGUGGACUUCUUCACGAGUAAUUGUCAUAAGUGGCUCUACACUCCGCGCUCCUGCGCAGUCUUAUACGUUCCCGAGCGCAACCAGAAGUUCAUCCGGACAAGUCUCCCUACGUCAUGGGGGUAUGUGCCGCCACAGGUUCCACCUUCUGAAUCAGGCGAAGACAAGGAUAUCCCUCCGUCCACGCUCCCAAAUACUGGAAAAUCCCCGUUCGUCGCGCUCUUUGAGUUCACAGGGACAACGGACGACAGCGCGUAUGCGUGUGUCCCUGCAGCACUCAACUUCAGAGAUGAGGUCUGCGGUGGCGAGGAGAGGAUCUAUGCUUACCUUGAACGACUCGCUGGGGAGGCGGGUGAACUCCUUGCGUCUGCAUUAGGGACGGAUGUGUUGAGGGCUGUGAAAGAUGCAAGCGGUGCAGGGAAAGGUGGAAAGGGGCUGGGUUGCUCAAUGGUCAAUGUGCGGUUGCCUAUUCGGAUCACUAAUCUGGACUUAAAUUCUGGAACGAAGGAUAAGGCGAUAAAUGUACGGCCGGAGGACGUCAGUCCCCUGUCGCACUGGCUACACGAGCAGUUGAUAGCCAGAGGGACAUUCGUACCGUGUUUUCCGCAUGGGCAGUGGAUGUUUGUCAGACUCAGCGCGCAAGUUUACCUGGAAAGGAGUGAUUUUGUUUGGUUGGGUGAUGUCUUCAAGCAUAUAAUGGAGGGUGUACCGGGCUUUUUGGAGGCGAACAAGAAUGGAACUCAGGCCAAAGCGAAGAUUUAG